ACUCUCUUUCAAGCGGUGAAAGGCAAGAGAGAAAGGUUGAUACUCCAUAAACCACCGGCACCAAAACCGGAAUCAAGUUCAGGAAAAACCCUGAACUUCAAAUUCUCCCUGUUACUGUAUCUAGAGGCAUUAAAUAGCAUUAAGAUUAACCAAAUCUGAUGAACCCAAGCUCUUUCACCUCUAUAUAAAGAGGGGGAAAUUGGGUUGUUCUUGGUUUGUUGAGGAUCAGUUGGUUCUCCGAUUGUUUUCUGGCUCUUUUGGUGCUGGGUUUUGGCUCCAUGGCCGCCGAUGCGGAGGUGAGCGGUGGCGAGGCGGUGGCGCAAGAUUCCGUGGUUCAGUUCUCGCCGGAGACUGACACUGAGAAGCCGAAAGCUGAGCCUGUGGACAGCGGCGAGAAGGAGGCUGAUCCGAAAUCGGAAUUCAAAAUGCGAGACAUCGUCGAUAUGCUGUCGAAGCUGAAGUUGAACCCUCUGGCGAAAGAGUUCUUUCCUUCAUCCUAUUUGCAUGAUCGUAAUCGGGAUCAACUGGCGGCUAAUAAUCAGUUUGGAAACGAUGGGAAUCCCAACAAUCGGAGGAGAAGAAACAGCUAUAAUCAAGGCAGGAGAAGGCUGAAUGGGAGAUCUUUUAGAGCUCAAAGAGAAGAUAGUGUUAGGCGAACAGUUUAUGUCUCUGAAAUUGAUCAGAAUGUGACCGAGGAGCGGCUUGCUGCCUUGUUUAGUGGUAAAUGUGGACAAGUUGUUGAUUGCCGAAUCUGUGGCGAUCCACAUUCGCGGCUUCGCUUUGCAUUUGUAGAGUUUGCUGAUGAGCGAAGUGCAAGAGAAGCUCUCAACCUUUCUGGGACAAUCAUAGGUUUCUAUCCAAUUAGGGUUUUACCUUCAAAAACUGCUAUCCUUCCUGUGAAUCCAACAUUUCUCCCUAGGUCAGAAGAUGAAAGGGAGAUGUGUGCAAGGACGGUCUACUGUACAAACAUAGAUAAGCAUAUUUCUCAAGCUGAUGUCAAGUUCUUUUUCGAGUCAUGUUGUGGUGAGGUUUCACGCCUGAGGCUCUUGGGUGAUAAUGUCCAUUCAACGCGUAUUGCAUUUGUUGAAUUUGCUAUGGCAGAGAGUGCCAUUGCAGCCCUGAGUUGUAGCGGGAAGAUCUUGGGAACCCAACCUAUCAGGGUCAGCCCUUCAAAGACCCCGGUGAGGCCACGCGCUCCUCGCCUAGCACUAAAUUAACUAGUUUCUGGACCCUGGGAUGUUUGGAUGCAAGUCGGUGUAUUCCCCAUCGAGAGAGACUACUCUGUGAUGCAAUGCAUGAGGUUUCUUUCAUUUCCAACAUUCUGCCCCUUUCCAUAGCAAUAGCAAACUUUCCCUGCUUCCUUAAAACUGAAGUUUUUUUGGGGAGAUGGUCCUGUCAACUUAUUACCUUAAUGAAUCCGUCUGCUGCUUUUAAAGUGCAAUUUUAUCGACUUCUGACGGUGCUAGCUUGUUCUU
Diospyros lotus (date-plum) is the source of this 1475-nucleotide messenger RNA. RefSeq names its product polyadenylate-binding protein-interacting protein 9-like. Gene Ontology annotation, molecular function: RNA binding. The record is from RefSeq and is a predicted model, not a curated record. Bases 279 to 1217 code for a protein of 312 amino acids. The transcript is spliced from 10 exons. Lineage: Eukaryota; Viridiplantae; Streptophyta; Magnoliopsida; Ericales; Ebenaceae.